AUGGGCAGUGAGGAGGAUCUCACUGACCUAGGAUAUACUGAGGAAAAUCUCUUUGACAAAAGGGAGCAAGAGCCCCUAGAUGAACAUGCAGAUAUGGAGACAAUGAUUGGGGAGGAAGGAUACAAAGAGGUGAAUCCCAAAGCACAGCCCCCUUUUGGGCUAAUGAUGGUGGAGCUCCAGAAGAAGGAAAAGAGCCUCAACCCAACCAUUCAGGAAGCACUGGCUGGAGAGGACAAGAGUUUCUGGGAGGAAGCAAUGCACAAAGAGUUGGAAGGGCUAGAGGCGAUGGGUACAUGGGAGACCACUUACCUACCACAUGGUAUGAACACAGUUGACAUGCAAUGGGUGUUGAAGAUCAAAACAGAUGCAAAUCUGAUUCCCACAAAGUACAAGGCUUACUUGAACUCAAGUCUACACUAUGAUGUCUACCUCAAGCUGCCUGUUGGAACCAAAGUGCUGCCAGGGAAAGUGCUAAAGCUCAUGAAAGGACUCUAUGGGCUGAAACAAUCAGGCUCAUAUGUGGAUGACAUGCUCAUUGCAUCACCUAGCUGGAAGGAAGUUGACCAUACCAAAGCAGAAAUCAUGGGCAAGUGGGGGAUGGAGGACAACAGACCAGUUAAGGAGUUCUUAGGCAUCAAGAUCAUGCAAGAUAGGAAUCAAGGCAAGAUUUCACUUGAUCUAACAGUGUAUAUUAAAGGCAUGGUCAGCAAGGAUCCAGCCAAGCACUGGAAACUCAAGCACAUUGACACCAGAUACUACUUCAUUAGGGACCAUGUGCAAGAUGGUGACAUAUCAAUCAAGUUCAUUGGAAUGGCCAACAACAUGGCCGACAUACUCACAAAGCCUCUCAAGGGACUCAACAUGACAAGGAUAUCGAGAAUGAUGGGAUUGGAUAUGCCAUUGAGGAGGGGAGUUGAAGAUGCACCAGCAUUGCCAACAUGUGACAUAUUAAAUGGGAGCUCACAGGAUCAGGGAAUCAGGAAGAUAUUGGGCAACGAGGAAGACGAGCAGGAUGCAAAGCUAGUGGGGGAACUAAUGUAA
This is a messenger RNA of Ustilago hordei, 1041 nucleotides long. RefSeq lists its product as uncharacterized. NCBI's taxonomy places the organism in Eukaryota, Fungi, Basidiomycota, Ustilaginomycetes, Ustilaginales, Ustilaginaceae. The coding region runs from base 1 to 1041 and encodes 346 amino acids. The record is from RefSeq and is a predicted model, not a curated record. The transcript has 5 exons.